Messenger RNA from Zea mays, 647 nucleotides. RefSeq names its product tubulin beta-3 chain-like. Gene Ontology annotation, molecular function: GTP binding; structural constituent of cytoskeleton; GTPase activity. The transcript has a single exon. NCBI's taxonomy places the organism in Eukaryota, Viridiplantae, Streptophyta, Magnoliopsida, Poales, Poaceae. Bases 27 to 464 code for a protein of 145 amino acids. The record is from RefSeq and is a predicted model, not a curated record. Gene Ontology annotation, cellular component: microtubule. Gene Ontology annotation, biological process: microtubule-based process.
AUUUGAACCAUUUGAUCUCUGCAACCAUGAGUGAAGUCACCUGCUGCCUAAGGUUCGCUGGUCAGCUGAACUCUGACCUCAGGAAGCUGGCAGUGAACCUAAUCCCCUUCCCCCGCCUCCACUUCUUCAUGGUUGGCUUCGCGCCGCUGACGUCCCGUGGCUCCCAGCAGUACCGAGCACUCAAAGUCCCCGAGCUCACACAGCAGAUGUGGGACGCCAAGAACAUGAUGUGCGCCGCUGACCCUCGCCACGGGCGUUACGUCACCGCCUCGGCCAUGUUCCGCGGGAAGAUGAGCAUCAAGGAGGUCGACGAGCAGAUGAUCAACAUGCAGAACAAGAACUCGUCCUACUCCGUGGAGUGGAUCCCCAACAACGUGAAGUCCAGCGUGUGUGACAUCCCGCCGAGGGGCCUGUCCAUGGCGUCCACCUUCGUGCUGCGCAGUUCCCAUGGUGCUGCGCAGUGAUUUUUUACCUUUUCUUUAUGUCGGCCAUGAUUCUCUUGUUUAGCUACAAAGUACAGUCGUGUAUCUACAGCCAGACCUGUGGGUUGUUUAUUUUAGUUCAACAUGUGGAUCAUUCCCUCAGUGAUGGGGGCUGUUGUUGUUUGUAAUAUGUGCUAUUGAAUAGCCUUUUAUUUUAUGAACUGG